AUGGGAGGGAGGGCUCAGGCCCUAGCUAGCUUUCCACUUGGGCAUGGCGCGCGCUCCAUACAUACCUCGACAUCGUCACCGUCUCUGUCCCCCCGUCGUCCACCUUCUCGCCGUCGCCUGCGUCUGCUGCGUCCCUUACACUCCCGCAUGACGUCCAGCGCCGGGGCUCCAGCCCUCAUGUCCCACCACCAGAGCUUCCAGAGCCAGUACUCGUCCUUCUCCCACAGCACUCUGCGCGACACGCAGAGCUCACAGGCCACAACCGCCUCGACCCUCUUCGCCCAAACCCAAUCUCAAGCCCACGACCACGCCCACGACCACCCCGCCGCCCCCCUUCCCCCCACAACGCCCGUCACGUCUGGAGGCGGAGGCGGCGGCGGCGGCGGUAGCGGUGGCAGCGGAGGCCCUGUAGAGGCCAGCGACAAUGUCCUCAACAAGCGCGCCGACAAGGACACGUCGCUGUUCCAACGCUGCCUGACGCUGCAGCUGCGUCUGCGUGCCAUUCCGGGCUUCAACCGCUGGAUGGCCGAGGAGGAGCUCAAGGCCGACGACGAUGCCGACCCCGUCACCCUGCUCUGGCGCACCUUCCGCCGCGGCUAUCCUCUAAUGGAGCUCUACAACGCCCUCGGGCCCCGCCAACUGCUCAACGUGCCUAGCAGCAAGACGGACGAGAAAAGCCUCAAGAAGAAUGAGAAGAUGGCCACGUACAAGUUCAUGGCGAGCUGCGUCGCCGAGCUGCACAUCCCCCAGGAGAGCUGCUUCAUCCUGGGCGACCUCUACGGCGACGACACGACAGGCUUUGUCAAAGUCAUCAAUGUCGUCAACCGCGUGCUGGAUGAGCUCGUCGCUCAGGGCAAAAUUGCGGGCGCCGCCGAUACGUCUGACCCCAUCGGCGGCCCGCAAACCAAGCGCACCCAGCGCGAGCACAUCAUCGACGAGCUCGUCAAGACCGAACGCACCUAUGUCCAGCAUCUCGAGCUGCUGCAGGAAUUCAAGAAGCUCGUCGAAGAGAAGGGCGUCAUCAGCGGCGACCAAGUCCACGACAUCUUCCUCAAUCUCAAUGCCCUACUCGAUUUCCAGCGCCGCUUCCUGAUCCGGGUCGAGCAAACCAACGCCCAGCCACCCGAGGAACAGAAUUGGGGCCACCUCUUUGUGCUGUACAAGGAUGCGUUCAAAGUCUAUGAGCCGUACAUUGCAAAUCAGCGCAAGUGUGAGCAGAUCGCCAUGCGCGAAUUCGAAAAACUCAAGGAAACAGGAGGCCCACCUGAGAUGCGGCAGAUGGUCGAAUCGCCCACUCUGCUAACCUCUUUUCUUUUGAAGCCCUUCCAGCGCCUGACCAAGUAUCCCCUCCUGCUUCAGCAACUUCGAGAUAAGGGUGACCUGGACGAGCAGAGAAGAGAGGACAUCUCCAAGGGUAUCGAGGCCGCCUCGUCUGUGCUUGCGGGCACAAAUGAUGCCAUUGCCCGGGAAGAGCGUGUAGAAGCGGUCGAACAGCUCAAGAUGCUGGUGGAAGAUUGGAAAGGCCACCGCAUCGAGGGCUUCGGAGAGCUGCUUUUGCACGGCCAUCACACGGUACUCAAAGGCGAGAGCAUGACUUCCAAAAACGAAGAACGAGAAUACAAGAUCUACCUCUUUGAAAUGAUUCUCCUCUGUUGCAAGGAGAUCAAUAUCAACAAGCCAAAGAAUAAAAUGUCGACGAGAUCACUAGUCACCAAGGAUGGCAAGCCCAAACUACAGCUCAAGGGACGCAUAUUCAUGCAGAAUGUCACCGAGACUAUAUCUCUGCAAAAGCCAGGAUCUUACACAUGUCAAAUCUUCUGGAAAGGGGAUCCAGGAAUUGAAAACUUCAUCAUUCGCUUCAACUCUGAGGAGACCAUGAAGAAGUGGGCCACUCAAGUCGACACUCAAAGACGCGUAUGGAAAGAUCAAGCUCGAUCUAGUGCUAGCACGACAGCGUCCAAGCCAUCCGAUACACAGUUUGCAUACAUGCGCGACCAAGUCCUAGAGAACCCCUACCAGGAAGACGAUGAAGAGGAUGGCGAAGAGGACGUGGAUCCCAUGUCUACUGGCUUCCCACGAGACAGCUAUGGCAAUCGACAGAACAGCUCCAGUGCCUCCAUGCGGUCUCGAUCUACGACUGGUGAAAGUGGCCCACCGGUAGGUGAACCUCCUGCCCGCUUCCCAAUGGGAGGCCAACCACCUUUGACUUUACGCACUCAACAAAUACAGGCUGCCGCUGGUCAAGAAUCUUACUUUUCGCCAACUGUCGAGACACCCAUGUCGGUGCACUCGAAUGCGCGGACAAGCUCGCAAUCAGCUGGCACCUUUCCCUUUCCACGCCAAAAUCCACCGAAUAGCUACUCACAUGAGGAGAACAAUCGGUACACUGCCCCAGCUCAGACCCGGGCUCACAUGUCCCGUGGCGAGUCUGGCCAGUACCCCCAGGGAAGAGCCAUGCAACGGCCAUCGCUUCCGGCCAACACGACUCUAUCCUCCAACGGCCGGUUACGGGCGGCUAGUAGCCCCGACAUAAAUUCAAAUCUGCAAGUUCGCAAAUCCAACGGACAGCAACCCCCCGUACCAGAGGUGCCUCCAUUCCCGACGCACUAUGCCUACAACGCGGCAAUUGUCAAUCGCAGCAACAGCAACUCACCCCAAGGCGUGCCUCCACCACGAUCCGCAAGUCAGUCGCCGGCGAUACAGCGAGACCGCUUGAUCCAGCAGCGCACUGCCGCCGAGCUGGCAAACACGAACAAUGAAUAUUAUGGCGGCGCUCCACGACGUGAUCUCAGCCAUGCACCGAUGAACCGCACCAUGACGCCUGCCUCCUCCUUUGAGCGAAGCCAGGGUACGCUGACACCAGCUUCCAUGGAGUCAAGGAAUAUGUCCCCACCACUGUCGCAGGAUGCAAACAUCCCAGCCCAGUUGAAGGUCAAGGUACACUGUCCAUCUGCAGGCAGUUCCAUGGUUUUGGUUGUCAGCACCAAUAUCAGCUUCCAAUCACUCAAGGAUCGAAUCGACGCCAAACUUCAACGGUCCACAUCCGUAUCCCUUGGCUCCGGGCAGGUAAAGCUGAAAUACCUCGACAGCGAAGGGACUUACGUCAGUAUCCAAUGUGACGAUGACGUGCAAGAGGCUUUUGAGAACUGGAAGGAGCAACAACGAGACCUCAACCCCGGCGGAGGCCUGGGCGAAAUUGAGCUUUUCUGCCAACGAUGA
Plenodomus lingam JN3 is the source of this 3219-nucleotide messenger RNA. RefSeq lists its product as uncharacterized. Gene Ontology annotation, molecular function: guanyl-nucleotide exchange factor activity; protein binding. NCBI's taxonomy places the organism in Eukaryota, Fungi, Ascomycota, Dothideomycetes, Pleosporales, Leptosphaeriaceae. Gene Ontology annotation, biological process: septin ring organization; establishment of cell polarity. Gene Ontology annotation, cellular component: mating projection tip; nucleus; division septum. The record is from RefSeq and is a predicted model, not a curated record.